GAGGAUAAUGCUCUUAGCAGCAAGCUGGGCAUCCAGCAGAUACAGCCUUGUCUUGCCCUGUCUCAGGAGCACUGCCUGAGACCAAAGGAGGUCUCACCAUGUUAAACAAGUGCCACUGUCCUUGUCAGACUAAUUUAUUGUUGGAUCUUCUGGAUAAGUUACUGAACUAAGGAAAUUAAUGUCUGUAUUUCAGAGACUGCUGAAAAAGAAGGCUUUAUAUCCUGUGGCACUUGAACUGCUACCUUGUUGGAUUUUUAAGGCGGUGAUAGGAAAUGCCCAUUUCCCAAAACACAAAACCGUGAUUGAAUAAAGCUCUGGUUGCUACUUCAGAGUAAAGAAACAAAGCCUUCAGCUGUUUUUGUUAAUGCACAAAUUUCCAUAUACAACCAUGAACCUUAGCUGACCGCUCUCCUCCUCUUUUUGCUAAGACAAGAAGCUUUGUGACCAGCUCUUGUACGUGGGAACAGUAGCAAAAAAGGAGAAAACCCAUGUUGGCAUUUUGAGGCUUUUUUGAAGACUGUAUUUUUUCCUUCUGCCCGUUGCUGUGGUGGAAGGUGCUUCUCAAAAGGCACCUACCAACAGCCCAGGUGACCUUGGGUUGCUGCAGAAAAACAGAUUGCUGAAUGACAAGUCAGCAUAAUGAAAGAUUAUUGGGAGAUUAGGCUAACAUAAUAACUCUGCAGGCUCUAAUGGGGAGGAUCAGAAUGGGUUUAGGACUUUUAUGACUUAGACUACUAGACUUCUAUUUUCUACGCCAUGCACAUAGAUUCUCACACAGAGGGCUUUCUUUGUUUUGCCUGUUCAUGCUGUUAUGAUGUAGGUUAAUAAUGUUCAGCGCUGAAACAGUGAUAAUGGCUAGCUAGCUAAAACCUUAAGCGUUUUAAAUUGAAAUUCCUUUAGGACCAUGGUUUCUAUGAAAUUCCAAUGGCCAAUUUCAGCUUUUUUAUUUUACCUUAGGUUUUUUUUUUUAAUUCCCCACUUGUGCUUCAACCUGUAGAUGAAAGAAGAGAAAAUGAAGGUAUCUACUCUGCAAAGAUGCUGUCACAUUGUUUCUCUGCUGAAGGUGGAGCUGCCCUUUGGGUGGCUGGGGGUGGUGGUGGGGGCUAUCUUUCUCCAGACAUUGAAAGCGUGAACUGCAGAGAAGCUGCCUCCAAGCUGUUCUGAAGAUGUGUACCAUGUGUGCCUGCAUCUCUCAGGUCUUUAGGGGAGGGGAGUUUGCAACAGGAAUGCUCAUUCCUUUCCUGGUGGGCUUCACAAAACUGGCAUUCCCCUUUUGCCCUGUGAGACUGAAUAUAGUGCGUUAAUUUGGUGGAUUCAUUCUUGAAGUCUCUGCCUUACUUCAACAAACAGCACCUCAACCACAUGUGAAUUUCCAUGUUGUAGGGCAGGUCGGUUUGUGUUUGCCAGAGCAGGAAUUAAGCUCCCCAAAUAAUCCUGUUUAAUAAAAUGUUGCAGGAAUUUUGAAAACACUGAAAGAGCUGAGAAUCGCUGGUUCUGUGUUCAUUUAUUUGUGUGCCUGGGCAACUAUAUUCAUUCACCAGUGACUGUUUGCAUAAAGCAGACCUGACCUGUGACCAGAAGGGUACUAUUUGAGCUGGUAAGUGGAGAGGGUCUCAUGUGGUCUUUCUGAUCAAACUAGCAGAUGCAGGCCAGAGGACACCUAUAGCUCCUUAUGCAGCUUGCAAAACAAAAGUUACACAUUGUUGGUCUUGAUGUUAUUUACAACAUUGUGGGGAGAAGCAAGCUACUCUGGGGACAGUCAUAAACAGUAAAGCUAAAUGGAUUAAAAUCUCUGUUCGUGUGUCUUAUUAAACAUUGUGUUCUUUUUCUAAGUAAAUUAAGGAUGGAAGGUGUACUAGCUAACAAUGUAUUGCUUCUAAACAGCGAGCCAAUGAAGUAUUGAUGAAGCAAUAACAUGUAAAAUGCUUAGAGACUGUGCGAUCAAUAUAUUUCUCAAAAUGUCUGGUAGUCUUUUAUAAUGGCAUCUGUUUAUAGAGACUUGCUUUGUAAACUCUCUUUUUCAUAAACAGCUCUUCUCUGUUUAGCUUCUUAUCGGGCUGGAUGCUUGAAACCCUAGGAAGGAGAAGAGAGGAGAAGAGCUUUAGAAUAAAGCUCCUUUAGUAACCAUCCUGUUCUAUGUAAGUCUGUUGCCUUUAUAAAGCAUAUGAGGAUGACAUUGUAGACCUGUUCAUUGAGAAUCUGGUCUUCCUUAGGUAAUGCUUUUGUUGCUGACUUAACCACUUUCCAUUUGAAUCUUAGCCCAGGUACAAUAUUUGCUCUUGGAGGGGGAUUAAUUCUUGAAAUCCUGGAUGGACGCAACCAGAGACGCACUUUAAAAUCCUCUACAAAUUGUCUUUCUUCCUUGCUAAGAGGUUAGUAAUUCUCUGGUUGAUGGGAAGACGCGCAGGACAUGACUGCGUGGAAAAUUCAUCUUUCUUCAGUGGUUUAGGAGUUGACGUCUUUGGCCUGUGGUAGCUCCUGUGCCGUUCGGAACACAGCAAGGUAUUUGAUGUUAUUUGCCGGUUUCUUCUUAUGGCCUAUAGCGUGAAUAAGGUGACUGUUCAACCACAGCUACUGUUCUGGACUUGGAAAACCAACUUAUAUUUCGUGAAAUAGGAAUUCUUAACUGUGUGUCUGUCUUUAACCUCCACCUUACAAUUCUCUCAACUUUUCGAAGGAAAGUAUUUCCUCUUUCUACAGUCUAGUGUGUGCAAAUAGGUUAUAGAAACUUUCUGCUUCUAAAACAGUUUUAAAACAGGAAAGCAAGUAGAAAAACAGAAUGGAGGUAAGCUGCAAGCAGCUAUAUAUGGUGAGACCAAAGGUCCUCUGACUCUAGCAGUGUCCAGAAGGGAGACGUGUACGAAUAGAGCAUGUGUAGAAUUGUGCUUUCCUGAUGCUCUCCUCAGCACCUAGAUCAUCCUGCCCAACAUCUGCCAGAGCCCUUUUCCCUGGGAAUGUGUCUAAUCCUGUAAAUCUAUUAAAAUUGGUGAUGUACAGUCUUCUCCACUGUACCUUUUAUGAGUAAAUGCUACAUUUUAUUUUGAACUUACUGCCUAUUCACCUAAUUCAGUGCUGCUAUUUUUUUUACUUAGGACAGAGUGAAAAAUAAUCUUUCCAUUUCGUACCGCUCAUUUUCUGGACAUCUCUUUUUGGAGAUCUCUUGUGUCCUUUUGGUCCCUUUAGCCCCUUCCACCACCCCAUUAUUUUUUCCUUCUCUGAAAGAAUCUUGCUUCAUCUGUCUGUGUUUUAGAUACAGGCUGUUCCUUACCCCUGGUUGUAUUUAUUACCUUUCUGGGCAGGUAGUUGGACCGUUAUAUUCUUAAAGUCCUUCCUAUUUCAAAUUCAGUGAUGCCCUGAAAGUAAUGGGUUGUGUUCAGUUCUGAUUUAGAAAAAUACAGUGGUAGAGUUGAGUUCUCAUUUUGGGUUUGGUCUGACUCAUUACUCACGUAUUGCAGAGUCAUAGGGGUUGGACAGGGCCACUGGAGAUCAUCUUGCCCAACUCUCUGCUAAAGCAGGUUGCACAGGAAAGCAUCCAGGUGGGUUUUGAGUAUCUCCAGAGCAGGAGACUCCACCACCUCUCUGGGCAGCCUGUGCCAGUGCCCUGUCAUCCUCACUGCAAAGAAGUUUUCUCACGUUCUAAUGGAACUUCCCGUGUUCCAAAUUGUGUCCAUUGCACCUUGUCCUGCGUGCCAUCGUUGUGUGUCUUAAACUGAGCGCUCUGGCUCCAAGACGUGGAUACAUCAGGGUUUCUAAAAUAGCAUCAAUAACAUAGUCUAUUAUGUUCUUGAUUCAUUUCCUAAUAAAUUCCCUGCUUACAUCAAGACUUUCUUCCUAUUUAGUAACUGUAACUAUGCAUAUCAGACAAGGGUUGUAUUUUCCUCAUGCGGGAUACUUUAAACUUACUGCCAUUUUGUUUCAGCACCUACCUAGUCUACUUUGCAAAGUACUCCUCUAACUUAGUGCAGACCACUUUUUUUUUUAAUGAUCACAGGAUAGUUUUCUACCUGUGGACAGCCUCUUCGCUCCUUAUCUAGGCUUCUUUGCAUUCACCCAAGACUAUGUGGAAUGGCAAAUGUCCCAGGACAGAUGAAGGAGCUCUAGUGUAUACAUGCAGUGGUGAAAAAUAAAUCCCAAACCUCAAGGUAGCCAAAAUCCAUGUGAACUGAUAAUCUGUAUUUCCUAUAUCUUAUCCAGUUUUUGACAGACUGACCUGCCUCCUUGACUGAUGACAAUUUAGAACUUCUGGUGACAAAUCUUGGUGAGCCUUUUGAAAAUUGAAGUACUUCUAUUGAUAAGACUACCUUUAUCUCUACUUGUAUACUCCACAGAAAGUCUCUACAAAUCUCUCUGCAAAGGCCAAGCUAUCUCUUCGCCUCUGGAUUUUUUUUAUUGGCCUAGUAAUACUUUGAAUGACUGAAAAACAAGUCCCUGGUCUUCUGCAGUGUUUCUGAAGAACUGUUUUUAAAUAGUUGGGUUUUUUCCUUAUAAGGAGCCAACCUUUGUACUGAACUUGAGUAUCCAUUGAAAGAGUCAGAUUGGUAAACUAUACCAUAGGAGUAGAAUGUUUUACCCAACCGUUGUGCCUACGUUUUUACCUCAUCCACUUAACUUUUUCACCCCCAUCUCUGACACUUCUCCCAGGAACCUUUGAGGGAGAAGUUCAUUCAUCCACAGUUACCUACCUGUCCAUUGGUCAUGAGCUGCCCUGAAUCUCAGAAGACGGGGAAGAAUGCUGAUUCCCCUCCAAAACAAGUUAUCUUCAAGAAAAGCACCCGUGACAAAGCACUGACCAUCUACCUGGGAAAGCGUGACUUCAUUGACAACAUAGGGAGCGUGGAACCUGUCGAUGGUGUUGUAUUGGUGGAUCCUGCAAUGAUCAAGGGGAAAAAAGUGUACGUGACUCUGACCUGUGCUUUCCGGUAUGGCCAGGAGGACAUCGAUGUGAUCGGCCUCACCUUCCGGCGGGACCUGUUCUUCUCUAGGGUCCAGGUGUACCCACCUGAAAACAAGCCAGAAUCUCUCUCCCACUUGCAGGAAUCUCUGUUAAAGAAGCUGGGGAAAAACGCUUACCCCUUUUUCUUUACAUUCCCAGAUUACCUGCCUUGUUCAGUCUGUUUGCAGCCUGCACCUCGUGAUGUUGAUAAGAGCUGUGGGGUGGACUUCGAGGUGAAAGCUUUUUCAGCAGAGAAUUUGGAAGAGAGAAUUCAUAAGAGGAACUCCACACGGCUGUUGAUCCGUAAAGUGCAGUAUGCUCCCGAAGAACCAGGACCCCAACCUUGCGCAGAGACCACGUGGCAGUUCUUCAUGUCCAACAAGCCAUUGCACCUGAAAGCUUGCCUCAGUAAAGAGGUGUACUACCAUGGUGAGCCCAUUCCAGUCACUGUCAUAGUCACCAACAGCACAGAGAAAACAGUGAAGAAGAUCAAAGUCCAGGUGGAGCAGGUUGCCAACGUGGUUCUGUACUCCAGUGACUUCUAUACAAAAGUGGUAGCUGCUGAGGAAGCCCCGGAAAAGGUGCAGCCAAACAGCAGCCUGACAACGACACUGACGGUUUUGCCUUUGCUAGCUAACAACCGGCAGACCCGGGAAAUAGCCCUGGACGGCAAGCUAAAGGAUGAGGAUACCAACUUAGCUUCUAGUACCAUUAUUAAGGAUGGAAUAGACAAGACGGUGAUGGGCAUUCUGGUUUCAUACAAGGUCAGAGUGAAGCUCACUGUUUCGGGCCUGCUGGGAGACUUCACAUCCAGUGAAGUGAGCACAGAGCUGCCAUUUCGUCUCAUGCACCCCAAACCUGAGGAAAAGAACGUAACAGACCUGACUGUAUCUGUUCCCUAGUGGUGAUCAUCAGAAACUGCAAGGUGCUUGCACUGAAUCAGGAUUUCCUAUACAGCAUCUGGAGCAGCUAAUGAACAGAAAACAUUAUGCCAGCCUUUCAGUGUUGAGAUUGUUCUAGAUAAGUCAGCUUGUCCUGCUCGCUGUCUUUGUAUGGGGUUAGGUGGGCUUCAAGCAGAAACCCAUGGCCACUUCUGCACUGUGGUUGUUUUUCUUUAUUUUUUCUUUGGGCUAAAACUUAUCUAAAAUUGCAGUAUCUAUGAAAAUGACCACUAGAUUAUGGAGGAGACUAUGAAAGUAGUUAUCCUGAGAUGGUUUCUGUGUUCUAUACUGGAGGCAUUAGAAAGAGUGCUUUAGCCCUCAUUGUGGUAAAUACUUGGGAUACAUUAAACAUAGUAUAGCCAGCUGAUAAAAAGAGGUGAUUCUCCCACUAUACUUAGCUUUGGUGCAGCCUCACCUUGAAUACUGUGUGCAGUUCUGGGCUCCACAGUAUUUUUAUAGGAUGUGAAGUGCUGAGAGGAGGGCACCAAAGCUGGUAAAAGGGCUGGAAGACAUGUCCUGGGAGGAGAGGCUGAGCACAUUUGGGUUGCCCAACAUGGAAAAAAGGAGAUGGAGGUGACCUCACUGCAUUCCACAACUUUCUGAGGAGGGGGCAGGGAGCGAGUUGCUGGACCCUGCUCUUGCGAACCAGUGGAAAAACACAAGGGAACACCAGGGGAGUUUCAGGCUGGACAUGAGGAGAAAUCUGUUUACCAUAAGAGUGAUCAAACACUGGAACAGGCUUGCUGGCAUUGGUGCCUGUUGGUUUCGGGCACUCCACAGAUGUAUGCAGACUGCAUCUGCUUCCAGGGGCCUGUGAGACGGGAAAUUGGUUCUUCAUGGUUGGUCUGUAGGAUUGAUAAGUUGGACCACCUUGGAGAAGCUGCUGUAAGGCAAAUGCUAUGCUCAUGCAGUGAGUUCCCUUCCAUGGAGCAGGCCUGCAAAGCUCUGCUAGCAGACUGCUGACAUAGCUGUGUACUUGAUCAUGAUCUCAAGUGGUGACUCACUGUAGGAGAGCAGCUUUGCCAAGGGUCUUCCCAUCGGUUCUGCUUGAACAUCCUGAAGCAUUUCCCCUAGGCUUUCCAGCAGGAAUCCCCCUGCCACUGAGCUUGGCGAAGGCCAGGGUGGUGGCCCAGGAAAGGUGGCUGGUGAGGGCCAUCUGGUGUCCGCAGUGAGCCUCACACAGCGGAGGUGCUGCUGGGCUCCAGGGCUGCAAAAUCGAGCUUUUGUGGAUCCAGAGAAAAGCUUAACAACCUCAAAUGAGGACCAUCUAGAGGCUCGGGGAACAGUAAUGAACUCUGUGUAUAUUUUCAGAAUGGUGUGAGGUUUUUUUUGACAUGACAUCAUGUUUAGUGUUAAUGCCACGUCUCCCUUUUUAUUUCCUGUGCUUUGAGCUGAUAAUUUUGUCGUAAGCAUUUGUAGGCUAAGAUGAAGAAGAAUGCAAGUCAGUCAGUUCUCCCUUUUAAGAUCAUUUCAAAGCGUGGCUGAUGCUCUUUUAUAUAGUACACUCAAAAGAAUGUGGGCAGAAGAUUUUACAAGGGAAACGGAGAACUGCAGUAUUUCUCAGAUCACUUCCCCCAGCACAUCCUCUCACCAAAGAUGCAGCCCCCACAUAUUGUUUGCUACAUCAAAGUCAUCAAGGAGCUUGCUGUCAGGAGACAGCUAUACUUCAUGCAUUCUGUACAGAUGGAAACUGCAGGUUUCUUGUAACUUUAGGGGGAAAAAAAGUGUAGUUUCAGGAGCUAUCCCAUGGGAAAGCCCUACAAGCAGUCAACUGAAGAAAAAAAAGUGCUUUCUAUUCAAACAAGACAACUAACACAAAAGAAAAUCCCUCUGAAGCCUACAUAGCUGAUCUGGCAACUGUGCUGGAGUGCCGUGUCUGAGCUCAUUACAGGGAAUAAAACAGCUUACAAAUGAAGCUGGUAAACUAAAACUCUUUCUGGCUUUCCAUGUUCUCUGCCUAAUCAAUCUCACAAUUGGAAAGACUUCAUACUAUGGAGAUGCAUUUUUCAUUCUGCUACUGUAGUUCAUGCGUCAAAAAGUGCUUCAUUAGUGAAAUAACAUUGAAUUUGUAAUCAAGAAAAUCAAGACUUAAUUGCAGAGAUGGAGAUUCAACAAACAGUGUUUAGAGUGUUAAAGGUCCCACAAGAUAUAAUUUUAAUUUGUUGGUUUGUUCAGCAGCCUCUGCAAUGGAUGUAGGCAAAGGUACAUGCAUAGGGAAUGUUGAGAUCACUCCUUCUUGUUCCAUUCCCUUUUGUUUUUACUGAUGAGUCAGUAGUAACCAGUUUGUCUAUUGUACCUCCCUUCUUCCCUGACUUGUCACUUCAUCUUAAGGUGCAGCUGGGAGAAAGCAAAAGUCAAAGCAGUUUAUAGCAUCAAAGCUAAAGGGGAUUAAAAAUGUCACAUACAAUGACUUAUUCCCUGUGGAGGAGUAAUAUCCUUUUCCCUUCUCUAGCUAAAGUGACUUACAGCAAAAGUAAAUGAACCGUAAAAUCAGUAUAUUUAAUCAUGCAGAGCUGAUGUGAGUGUAGAGAACCAGAGAACCCCAGACAAUGUCAGAACAGGUAAACUUCUGAAGAACGUGACUCAAUUUUUGGGCCAAACAUGGACACGUGUGAUUAGCUGCACUGUGUUUUCACAGCAUAUUGUUUGACCCUUUUUAUUUGUGUGAUGAGCAUUCAUCUCUCAGUAGAAGCAGGGCUGUGAGAGUGCAUGGCUGUUGCUGUUUGCUUGCUCUUCCUUUCGCACUUGGAGGAGAUAGAAAUGGAACUGCUUGCUACUUUUCUUUUUCCGUGUCCAUUUACAGCUUUCUUGUCUUGGACUCCUCAGAGGCCAGCAUUUGCAUGUUUCAUGUGUGCUAGUUUUGCAUCUGUUUUUGGAUCCAUGUGGUUCACGGGUGGUUAUUUUCAGGCAAGGCAGCUCCUGUCAUACUGGCAGUCUGUCUUUUCCGCCUGUUGACAAAAAUGGAUAGAGAGAUGUUUCCUUUAAAGACAGAGUCCAACCGGGCUGCAUGUCUGCUUCCAAGACCUUUCCCAGUCAGCAGCUUGCCCAGAAGCUCCUGCUGGGAUUUUUACAAGGCUGUGUUCUCAGUUUGAGUUCUUUGCUCUGGUGUUUUCCUGCUCUUGUCCUGAUGUUUUACAUUUUGUGGGCCUAUGUCUUGGACACUGACUUUUAUUUUGGCUGGUAUUCAACACAUGGUCAUUUAUCUGCUCUCUUGUUAAACUUGCAUGAAAGGGUUGCUUUCAAGAAGCCUAAAAAUAUUGUGUCCCUUUAACCCUAUGCUCACCCUGUAUCGAUAUUGUAACUUGCAGAAAUUAGAACAUUUUCAAAGGGCUUGAAUGCCUUAAAAUGUGUUACACAGCCUCUUUUUUUUUUCCAUUGUGAAGUUAAAAGAGGUUAAAAGCAAGCAUAUAAUGAAAAUUACCAUAUGUCACAACUUUAAUUACAUGGAGUCAUUUCUGUGGCUGUAUAAUAAAAGCCUAUAGAAAACCCUCUGCAGAGAGUAUGGUGAUGUUCUGGAGCCUCAUCUGUCCUCAAACACAGCGCCCUACCAUCCUAACCCUCAAAACACUUGCUGGGAUGCCAGUUGAAAAUAGGUUGGCUUUUUCCUUAUUUUUGGGUUCCAGAGACUUUUUCGAUGUUAUAAUGCUAAAUAAGCCACAGGAGAACAAGAUAAUGAUGUGGGGGGGAGCCUGACUCCUGUUAGAGUGCUGAUGUAGGCAAGCCAGUGGGAUGUAAUGUAGCAGACUGGAGAUAAAAUAGCAUCUGUACCUUGAAAGAUUUACAUAUUUGAAUGUAGUCUUACACUUAAGCUAUGUAAGCAUUGCUAUACUGCUACAAUAUUUAUGUAUUGAUUCAGUAUGUAUCAGACAACAAAGUAUAUGCCUAGCCCAAAAAAUACCUCUCCCCCCCCCCCAACCCAUUCUGUAGGAUCAGCUUCAAACCACACUGGUGAAGGCUGCUCACUUUGCCUGCAUCUCUGAUGUCACUGUUCCCAUAGUAAUGAGCGUACUUUGAAGAGAGGAAAGAGAACAGACUAUUUAAAGAAUAAAAAUUGGAGGAAAAUAAAAUGAGAGCAAUGCUUUGUGUUGGAAACUUUAAAGAAACUUUACAACUUCUAAAUAUUUCAUUUAAAAUCCAUUUUGGUCAAGUAUGAAUGCCCUGAGACUGUCCAGACUUCAUCUGGGCCUUUGUGAGCAGAGGGAGCUGUCCUUUCACACUCUGGAUGCACAUCAGGAGUGCCUUUAUGCGAUCCAUCAUUUGAGGCAUUUUGGCUAUAGUGCCCCACUUAGCACACUUUUAAUGCUGACUUUUCCAGCGGUGCUAAUCAUGCUUGUUGCCUUUGAUUUCAGCAUGUGUGUGGGUGGGAAUUCUGCAGGUCAUCCAAUCACUGAAGUAUCCCCAGUCCCUGAUGACUUCUGUAGAACAAUGGCCUUACAGCACUGUACUUUCUCACUUAAACUCAUGAGAAAUAAGCAAGUGGUACAAUGCUUAUUUGAUAAAGUAACUGUAAAAGCAAAACAAUCAGUUUUCCCACCUCUUCCCUGCAGUAUAGUCUGUCCUUACUGUAGGCUGUGCUGAAUACACCUUCCAAGGAAUCCUGCUAGCAAGCUGGAAUACUGCAAACAUUGCUGAGUGGUCAGCAAAGAUCCCAUCAAAGGAACACAAGCACCAAAGGUUUAUAUUUAGGCAGGGAUGAAAUCAGUAGUACUGCCUCUGUCUGCUGAGAGGCUGUCUUUUUGUACCCUGAUUUCAGUACUUCUGUGUUUACUGAAUGAGAACACCUUCUCAUCGGCUGGCUACUUAAAUCAUAGUGAUAGACCAAUUAAGACUAACACAUGAGCACUGUCAUCAGAGUAGAAGUGUGUGCACAGAUGUUUCUCACAGCUGUGACUGGUAGCGAGCACAAAUGGGAAAAAUCUGUUUAUUUCUCAGCCCUUCUGAGGUCUUGGGCAAUAUUGCUGGAGUGCUUUCACAUUUGAGAGACCAAGUUUUGCUUUAGCAGGUGCAUGCACACACGUUUGGGCUGCUGGAAUUCUUGUAUUGCUGCAAAUCCUAAUGCUUUAUGAAAUUUUGCUAUUUCUAGCAUCCACUGUUCUAACUGUUAGUGUGUCUCUUUUCCUCCUUUACUGCAUGCUGAUGACUGCAGGGAAGGAUGGGUAAGUUUCUUUUAAUGGUAUUUCACAUUCUAGCUUCUGCUGUGCAUUGCUUCUUUGAAAGCUCCUCAAAAUUGUCCGAAAAUCCACAGGGAUCACAGAGCAUAAACUUAAAAAGUGAGUAAACUGCUGUGGCUUGCCAAAUUGCCACUACUAGUUGAACAGUAAGGACUGACCAUGUGAAAAUGGUUUGAGAUCAUAUUUUGCCUAACAGUUGGAGAGAAAAAGAUGGUCAGCUGAUGCUCUGUAGUUUCAGGAACUCAGUGAGUUCAACCAUAUGCCCAUAUUUUAAGUGCAGAAGGAUGAAAGGUUUCACAUUUUAUCUCAAUACAAAGACCCUUUCAAGCUGCCAAUUAUUCAGCUAGCUGAUAUUUAGAUAUUUAGCUGGAAAGAGCACAAUUCAUUGGAGAUGAAAACCUUCUCAGUUUGUGUCCUGACUUGUUCAGUCAAUUCCCUUUCCUACUAGCUAGAAUAGCACCAAUGAAGAUAGUAUCUGUGGGGAUGUGAUACAAACCCCUUUGAAGACUAAAGAAAUAUCACCAGAGACUGCUCCAGGCUUCUUUCUUCCAGUGUGUUGUUUUUCAGUAUGCUGGUAUAAAAAAUGUCUGACCUCAUUCUGAAAGAUCUACACUUCUUCCAUUUCAGUGAUGCAGAGAUGGUAUUUGAGGAGUUUGCUCGUCAACAGUUAAAAGAUAUGGGUGAUGAAGAAGAAAACAAGAAUGUUUCCUCAACUGAUGAGUGAUGAAAAGAAUGAGCUGAUGGAGAAGCUAUGUAGUCUAGCACCAAUUUGUAAUUUAGGACCUAGGUUUCUAGUAAACUGUGUUCUUGGUGCAUGCGCUGUCAGGGAUCAGUAGACAUAAAAUCAUAAAUCUCUGUUACUUAUUAAAAGUUUCAGCUCCAUAAGAACAUAGCAAACUCCGUACCUGUUGCUUACUCUAACUACCAGAGGAGUGCAGGAAGGCUGCCAUGCUUCGGCCUCUGCCUCAGAGCUACCUGUUCAGGGGGUUAGUUACUUUUACCACUGAUGAGAGCUUACACAAGGGCUUGUGCAGCUAGGGUUGAGGAGUCUCUGCUUCUGAAACACUAGUGAACUAAGUCCUAGUUUGAAUGUCUGGCUUGCUGCCUUUGACUUGAAGUUCUUCAGUGGACUGGAUGAAAUUGGUUUUAUUUCCUUUUGUUUGCAUUUGCAUUUCUGCUUUAUCAAACUGAUCUAGUUAAUAUUUUCAGUGCUUGCACUGACCAUGUGCAUGGCUUACAUCCACCUUCUCUGCCGCUAAAUGUCUUGCAAGUCAUCUUUCACAGCAGUUGUAAUGCUAAGAUAUUAGGUUAGCUUUCCAGCAUUAUUCUUAACAGCCAUGUUAUUAAAGAUCAGAGAAAUGUGCUCUGUACAUGAAUUCCUUAACAUAGCUCCCUAUGCGGAAUGCUAACCAGAGAACUGCUAGUCCAGAUUAAUCUUAUUUAAUCUAGUUUUCUUUAUGUGGCAGUGCUUCCAAAGAGAGCACGAUGAAAUUAAGGAGGAAACCAUGGGGCAGACUGCACUUAGAAACCCACAUCCCUCUGCCAGAGAUCAGCUUAUACUCUAAGAAAUUAGAACAUAGCCUGCAAACAUUGAUCUCCCUUGUUGAUCUGAAUUUUCUCAUUAUCCAAGCAAAUGGAUAGAGUCCUUUCCUGUGUUCCAUUUAGGCUCUGGCUGAAAUGAGUUGCAUCAGCUAGCUACAUUUUGCAUGUAAAAAGACUGCUGUUAGCUUUUUCUCAUUUUUUUUCUGUUUUUCAUUGUCUCUGGAUUAAAAUUAUCCUUGGAAGUCUGAA
Molecule: messenger RNA, 12836 nt
Organism: Numida meleagris (helmeted guineafowl)
Lineage: Eukaryota; Metazoa; Chordata; Aves; Galliformes; Numididae
Gene: SAG
Product: S-antigen visual arrestin
Exons: 14
Coding region: 4696-5835 (379 amino acids)
Biological process (GO): signal transduction; G protein-coupled receptor internalization
Cellular component (GO): photoreceptor outer segment; photoreceptor inner segment
Molecular function (GO): G protein-coupled receptor binding
Source: RefSeq, a predicted model, not a curated record